GCUGCCAGACUGAACUGCGGUCUUCCAGUCUUCAAGAAUCUUGUCUGCUGGACAAGGAUCUGCAGAAAUAACAGGCCCUAGGGAAGAACUAGGGAUCACCAAAGUAGCUCCGCACAACAAAACCCCAAAUCCCUGGCCGGUUGCAGGAUGGUGCUAAAAGUCCCAAUCCUCUCAUCCUGCCUUGGUCUUUCAGUGACCAGCCAUAUCCUGAAGCUGCCAGCCACCAGCCACUUCAUUAGCAUGCAAAAGACACACUACUUUGGAGAUUCCAAGGAUUUCAGGAGUGUAUGCUGGGAAAAGAGAAAAGACCAAAUACAUGUUUCAUAGUAUCUCAAUUGGUUAUAGCUAAGGUUCACUGGCUGUCCUGGACAUCCAGCCAAGUCUUAGAAAAUGUGUUCCAAGUUUCCAAGGAAGACUGACAAGUGACUCUUAACACAGUCCCAUCUGUCAAGAUGAGACGGCUUAUCCUUUGCGGUCAAGAGUUCACAGAGAAACAAUCUAGAAAGCCCUGUAAGCCCUUCCCUGAAUCCUGUUCCUACCCAUGUCUCAGUGGGUUGGGGUCAGGGAAUCCUCAGGCAACCAGGACACCAGGUGUGCAGGAGGAAACCAGUGAUCCCCAAGAAUGGAGCCAUGGACAGUGACCCUGAAUCCUUCGGAAUCCACACUGUAUCCCAGAAACGACUCCCUGGAUGGAACAACCUGGUCAUCAGAGCAGGUGAGGGAGCCCCUGUCAGAGGCCGAAAGAGAGCACGGCCAUGUCUACUUUUCCCUGCUCAUCUGUGUCCCCGGAGUCACUGGGAACGGACUCUUGAUACUGUUUCUCAUCUUCUGCGUCAAGAGGAAGCCGUUCACUGUCUACAUUCUGCAUCUGGCCAUUGCCGACUUCAUGGUCCUUCUCUGCUCCUCCAUCUUCCAGCUGGUGGACAGCCUCCACCUGCACGAUGACACCUUGCUGAGCUACGUCCUCCUCCUCAUGAUCUUCGGCUACAACACGGGUCUGCAUUUGCUCACUGCCAUCAGCGUGGAGCGCUGCCUCUCGGUGCUUUACCCAAUCUGGUACCAGUGCCGCCGCCCGAGGCACCAGUCGGCCGUGGCCUGCGCACUGCUGUGGGCUCUUUCGGUGCUGGUAUCGGGGUUGGAAAACUUCUUCUGCCUUCUGGCAGCGGAGCCGAGAUUCCCAGAGUGCCGAUACGUGUACGCCUUCUCCUGGGUCUUGACCUUCCUUGUCUUCGUUCCUCUCAUGAUCUUCUCCAACUUGAUCCUCUCCGUCCAGGUCUGCUGCCACCUCAAGUCCCGUCAACCGGCCAAGCUCUAUGUGAUCGUCACGGCCACCGUGGUCUUGUUCCUGGUCUUCGCCAUGCCCAUGAAGGUCCUGUUCAUCAUCGUCUACUACUCCAACCCCAGCGACGAGUCUGUGUGGAAGUUCUUCCCCUAUCUGAACCUGCUGUCCACCAUCAAUUGCAGUGUGAAUCCAAUUGUCUAUUUCGUGGUGGGAGGUCUUAGGAGAAAGAAAAGUAGAAAGUCCCUGAAAGAAGCGCUGCUGAAGGUCUUUGAGGAAAAGCCAGAGCCAACUUCAGGUGGGAACGCUGCCCCUUCCUCUCCGACCUCGAGGUCCUUAGGACACUCUUGAGGGUUGGAAGCUAUCUCCAUGGGAAAAGGUAACAUGUUCUGAAAACACCUCUCUGCUUUCCCACCUGCAGCUCACCUAAGAUAAAAAUCAGUUCCUUUGUUCCUCCUGGGAAUUAGUAAUAGCAACAAGACAUGCAGUCCCACCAUCCACCUGGCCCCUGUGGCUUCGUGACAGCUAACCUUUUAGGACACUUACUCUCUUCCAGGCACCAAGCCCCACGUUUUACACACAUUGUCUCAGUUCAUCUCUUAACAACCUUAGGACUCAACACUGUUACUCGGCCAUGAAAGGUGAAGGAAGUGGGGCUCCCAGAGGUUUAGUAAAGUUACGGAGCAUGGAAGGCCCAGCUGGAACGGGACCCGCAGAGCCCGACCCCAAGCCCUGCCUUGCACCCAUGAUACCCAGGACUGUCUUUGAGAGGUGAUAUCUUAAGCUGUUUGCACUAAUGUCUUCAACACCACUCCCCACUGUCUCUCCCUUAGGUCCUCUUUUCAAACCUUGUGCUCCUGAUUAGUCAGAGGGAAACGUUUUCUUCUUAGAAAGGAAUGUGAAUUGUUGGAGACGCAAAGAUGACUAUGAAUACUUACAAGGGACUAUCAGCCUGUCCUAUAGAAGUGUCCCUAUUAUUUACAUAUUAAGAAUUCAUCCGGGUUCAAUCCCCAACACCACAAAAAGAAAAAAAAAAAAAAAAAGAAUUCAUCCUGAGAUGCGUUGGGGGAUAGGAGAGCUAUCCCAUAAGUCCUUUAAGAACGUCGUCUUGUAAUAGUGAGCAGGAACUGCCGGGCUUGGUGGCGCAUGCCUAUCAUCUGGACAAUGUAGCAAGUCUUUGCCUCAAAAUAAAACUAAAAGUGGCUAGGGAUGUAGUUUACUGGUAGAGCACUUGCCUAGCAUGUGUGAAGCCCUGGGUGCAACCCUCAGUACUAUGAAAAUUUAAAAAAUAAAAUAAAAAGCAAGGGAAUUUCAAAAAGAAUCACUGAAGCUUUGC
Molecule: messenger RNA, 2615 nt
Organism: Marmota monax (woodchuck)
Lineage: Eukaryota; Metazoa; Chordata; Mammalia; Rodentia; Sciuridae
Product: mas-related G-protein coupled receptor member H-like
Exons: 3
Coding region: 623-1630 (335 amino acids)
Biological process (GO): G protein-coupled receptor signaling pathway
Cellular component (GO): membrane
Molecular function (GO): angiotensin receptor activity
Source: RefSeq, a predicted model, not a curated record